AUGAUUCACAAUUCAAUACCUGAUCAAGCAUCGUACGAGUUUCCCUCCUCUCCCUCUCAAUAUCUCUCUGACUCUGUAUCUCAUCCUGAUUCUCUUGCAUCUCCUCAGUAUAACCGGAUUAUCUACUGUACAUCUCUUGCAUCUCCACGAAUUGAAGAAGAUGAAUCGACGAAGACGGCGAAGUUCGCCGACGCAGCAGGCUCCAAAACAACACCACACAGCCUCAGAUCGGACACCAAACACCGAGAAUCGCCUCAAGAGAUCUCUCCUCUUCACAAUCGUUCGCUAGACGACAAAACUGAGGAAGAAGAAAGUGGCUGCGCGUGUUUUUAA
Molecule: messenger RNA, 333 nt
Organism: Microthlaspi erraticum
Lineage: Eukaryota; Viridiplantae; Streptophyta; Magnoliopsida; Brassicales; Brassicaceae
Source: the annotation of a GenBank genome assembly